AUGAUUAUUGGCGAUUCAUCUUCGAAGGCUUUAAAGAAAUAUCUUAGUAGUAUCUUGGAGCCAAUAUGCGAUGCAGAUCCUUCCGUCUUAGCUGAUUAUGUUAUUGCACUUUUACAGCACGACAAAUCAAACCAAGAUUUAAGGCAAUGUUGUAUAGAUCAACUCGACGAUUUUCUUAAAGAAGAAACCGAACCUUUCGUUGAGAAAUUGUUUGAGUACUUGAUUACAAAAGAAUAUUUAAGUGAAACAGGCACAGCAUCAGAAAUUCAAACUAAGCAGGAACCAUCUACGAAUAUAAAUUCACUUUCAGCUCCUAGUUCACCUAUAGAAAAUAAAUCAAUUGUACCCAAAGAUCACCCUAACGAAAAAAACGAAAAUGCGAUCUCUAAGAUAGGGGUUCGAAAACGAGAUGAGAGUGAAGGAUCUGACGAUGAUGAAGAUCGUAAUUAUAAGCAUCGUGAAAGAAGUAGCGAUAAUAAUCGAGAAGAAUACCGACGUUAUAACGAUCGCCCCACUUUAUCGAAUCGGGAAGAUGAGAGGGAUUCGAAAAAUAAACGAUUUCGCAGUGAGGGUAUUCCCACCGGACCUGCUGCGGGGGCAGCUCAAUACAAUAACAAUUAUCAGGAUGAUCGGACUUUUAAAAGACGUCGUGAUGAAAAUGACGAUGAUUUUCGUUCCAAUAAAAUGGCUCGCAACAACAUAUUAGGAUCUGGACAAAAUUUGUCUUCAACAGGCAAUGGUUACAUUCCCGGAAAUGGUCCGAAUCGUUGGGGAAAUGAAUGGGUUUCUAACGGAAUGAAUGCACCGUCCAAUGAUCGGUUUGAUGAUCGGAGAAUGCGAGGUGGGAGAAUGAAUGAACGUGGUAGCGGACGAGGAUCCAUGAUUGGAGGUUUUUCAGAAUCUAGGCCUGGAAGGCGUCAGCGAUGUCGUGAUUAUGAUGAAAAAGGAUAUUGUAUGCGAGGAGACCUUUGUCCUUUUGAUCACGGCGUGGAUAGGAUUGUGGUGGAUGAUGUACCAUUGAAUCGCCCAUUUGAAUCUAUAAUUCCCAUGGCUGCUACACCUUUAGCUGGGCCAGUGGGAAUGAUGGGCGGAGGAGUUACCGCUAGACCACCUUUUUUUAUGGGUAAUACCGGGGUACGCAAUCAAUAUGAAAUGGAUCCAGGUUUUUCCCAACCACCUAGAGCAAUGACACCCACAACAGAUGCUUAUGAUCCAGAGAGGGCAACAUUAUCCAGACCUGAAGAAUUAGUCUCACCAACUCUGAUAGAACAAAAAGAAGGAGAAAUUCAAGGAACAUCUGAAACCAAUACAGCGGAGAUAGCUGCUUCUUCCUUAACAACUUCGCCAACCAUCCCCCAUUUUCUUGAUUCAAGCGUUUCUCAACCUACACGCGGAGCAUCAUUUAGGGGGCGUGGUCGUGCUCGCGGUGCUCGAGCGGGAUUUAAUUCUAAUAAUAGAUUUAGCGCUAAUACGAAUAAAAAUGCAACUUUAGUCGUUGAGAAUAUACCUAUCGAAGUUUGUAAUUUGGACAAAGUAAACGAAUUUUUUAAAAAAUUUGGUACCAUCGUCAAUAUUAAUGUCGAUAUUACCCAUCAUAAAGCUAUUAUCCAGUUCCAUAGUCAAUCAGAUGCAUAUAAAGCUUAUAAUUCACCUGAACCAAUUUUUGAUAAUCGGUUUGUCAAAGUUUAUUGGUAUAAAGAGAAAGAAGAGCCACAAAGUUCUAAUUCUUCAGCAAUUAAACCGACAGUCACUCUCCUGAAACCUGAAAAUCCUGUAAGUGCACCUCCAGAAAUUCUUACACAACCCUCGCCAGAAAAGAUUAAAGAAGCGGAAGAAAAAGCUAAAAAACAGAAAGAAAGUCUGACGGCAUUACUCGAAAUUCAAAAACAAAGAGAGCAAUUGAUUAACCGACAAAUUGAAGAGCAGAAGAAAUUGAUGGAACUUGCUAAGAAAUCUAAGAAUCGCGAAGAAGUUCUUAAAGUCCUUAGCAAAGUUAGUGAAGAAAUUAAAAAUGACACAAACGUAGUUGCUCGUAAACCUAUUUUGACUGGAGGGAUUCAUUCCAAAAAUUUAUUGGAAGAAAAAGAACGAGAACAGUUGGACAGGGAGCUUGACAUAUUGAGCAAAAUUAAUGAGACAAAAUCGGGAAAUUCUGAGUCAAACACCUCGAUUACUGGUCUAAAUACUACUGGUGAAACUUCUUUGUUUCGUGGUCGAGGGCGUGCUAUAUAUUAUCGCGGUAGAGCUCGCGCUGUUUGGCCUAGAGCUCGCGGAGGGGGAGUUAUGCGUUCUUUCAAAUUGGACAAUCGUUCUACCAAAUUACAUUUGAAAAAUAUUCCAGUCGAUUCUAGUGAUACUCUUCAGUCAUAUUUUCAGCAAUUUGGCGAAGUGGAAUCCCUCACGGUUGCUGAUGAAACGAAGUCAGCAAUUGUUCAAUUUAAAACUAGAUAUGAAGCCGAGCAGGCUCUUGGGAAAGGUUCUAAUAUUCCAGAUAUUGGAGCAGUACAAAUGACAUGGCACACCGAAACAAAUUCAGCAAAUUCAGCUCUUCCUUCAGAAGACACUCUUAACCCAGUCACAGAUCCCACAAAUCCUACGAAUCCCACUAAUUUCACAAAUCCCACAGAUCCCACAAAUCCCACAAAUCCCUCGGAUGAUACAGUUUCUGUAACUUCUGAAUCUCGACCUGCUGUAACUACUGAUUCACAUGUGAAUGCCACUACUAAUUUCAAAUCGGAUGAUGAAGAUGAUGAACGUGAACGUUCGUGGAAACUAAAUAUUAGAAUAGUUUUAGUACGACUUCGGAAAUUAUGGGGUAGUUUUAUAAACAGUUGUACCAUAUUGGAUUAUUUUAAAGGAAAAUUUAAGCUGGGUUCCCAAGUGUCGACAAACGGAGGUGCGUUUCAGUCCACAGAAAGGAGGGCUAGUGACAGUCAAGCAUACAAACCUCCGUCUGGGUAUGAACGAUCUGGUUCAAGGUCUGGUGGGAAGAGAGCAGAUGCACUUUCUUACUCAAGUUAUUAUAACUUGAAUAAUAACUCAACUUCAAGUUUUACCAAAAAGAAAAAAAUAUUUGGUGAAAAAAUUAUUGAAAUCGGAAAACCAACUGAAUUUGAACAUGGGAUUCAUGUAGAAUUUAAUAACGAAAGUGGCAAAUUUUUGGGUUUACCAGAUGUUUGGGUAAAUACCGUUCCAAGCGAUGGUGUAGUAAAUACAAAAUAUUUAAAUCCUAAUCUUGUUCCUAGUCCUGGUUAUUCUGAUCCAGAUACUACAAAAUUAGCAGGUGAUUGCAUUGGUCAACCAUAUAAUUUUAAACAUGAAAUUCAUGUUGUUGUAAAUGAUAAUGGUUUAGAGGGUCUUCCUUCCGGCUGGAAAGAGAUUUUAGAAUCCAAUGGUAUAACUGAAGAUGAUGUGCAAAAAAACCCUGAAGCCAUCUAUAAACUUAUGCAAUUACACUCAGAUGGGCAUCAACGUCGUAAAUCGAUACAAAUUCAAUCCUGUAUGUCGAAUCAUAAUCGAUCUGCAUCAUUAGGAUCUUACGCUUCGAAUGAAGAUGUCACUCGUGUAGGGUUAAUGCCAAAUAUUUUUCCUGUACGGAAUUCAUCAUCUAUUGUUACAAAAAACAAAAAAAUAUCGAGUCCUUCUUCUAUAAAUGAACAAUUUUCGGAUUCAGUUGACAUUUCUACUUUACCCAAAUCUUCAUACAUAGUUCCACAUAAAUCUGACAAAAAGUCAAAUAAUUCUUCAUCUCAAAACAUAAAUAUCAAACAUCAUAAAGAUAACUUUGAUUCUUCAUCUUCAUUAGGAAAUUCUGAGAUACCAUCUUUUUCAAAUAGAGAUAGUGCAUCCAGUCAACUAAGAAAAGGGAUAAAAGCAAUAAUACCUCCAAUACCGCUCAGGGAAUCAAUAAAUUCAUUUCCGAAGGAACGACACAUGUCACCUAUAUCUAUAAUUUCAUCAUCUCCACCUUCAUACGAAAAAACUACUUCGCCUACACCCCGAGAUUCAACAAAUUCAAUAACACGUGAACAUCAUUCUCUCAAAUCAACUGGUGAUCGUUUCACUUCACAAUCUUCACAACCACAUUCAAGGGAUUCGUACGGUCAAAUUAAAAAUAUCCCUAGAGAGCGAUCCACGUCACCAAUACCACCAUCAAGAGAUCAUUCCAGGGGGCCUGUGGGAUCUACUUCUCCAACUCAAGUAUCAUCUCAGUCUAGUAAAGUCAAUAUUAAUAAUCAAAGAUUAGAAUCUUAUUUCAAAAACACAGAUAAUAAUUCAUUAGAAUUUAGAAAUAAUUGUCAAAACAUAUCUAAUUCAAACAGAAAAAAUUCGGAUACAGCACUUUUAUUACCCAAAGAAAAUUUUAAUGGUGUACGUAACAGAGCUUCCAGUAUCAGUGAAAUGCCAAUAAGUCCAACAAAUCAAAAGGAAAGUUCACAAACAAUUUCCUUAAAUCAAAUUAAUAAUAUAUCUCACAUAACUGGAGAAAAUUAUAAUAAACCUGAUAAUAAUGAAAUAUAUCAAUACCAAGACAAUUUUCAUCCUUCUAUUUCCGCUAAUGGAAAUCAUAUUUUUCCUAAUUCUAAUUCUGGUACAAAAGUCGAUGUUUCAAUUGAAUCCACAAAUUCUUUUCCUAAUAAACAAAUAUUUCACGGCGAGUUAACUUCAGUAAAAGAUAAUCAAAGACAUUCUGUUAAUGGUUUCAGCAAUAGACUCAAAAAAAGUAUAAAUGAUCAACACAAUUCUUUGCCUGCUAGUCUUCAUUCAAUAAAGAACAAUUUAUCUACAACAUCAGAAGCAAAAAUAUCACGAUUUUCGGAAGCGUCACAAGUUUUUUAUUUACAUGAAUCAAAUAUACAUGAAUCAUCUAAACAGAUUGAACAAUCGGACGUUGUAAAUACUUCUGUAGAUCCCGAUUCGUUACCACAAGAAAUUCGUCAUUUAGCUGAAGGAGAGUCCGGUAACAUGUAUUCUGCAAAUCAAAAUAAUUCUCAAGAAAUGGUCGCUAUAAAGAUAAUUCCUUUUACAAGUGAAAAAUUGAAAAUUAUAAGAAAUGAAUUGAAUUUGAUGAAAAUGAGUCAACACCCUAAUAUAGUGAAAUAUAUAGGGUGUUAUCAUACUUCAGAUUCUAUAUGGGUUGUUAUGGAGUAUAUGGAAGUAUCACUUGCAGAUCUUAUAGCAAUGUAUGAAGAUGAAUUACAAAUAAACGAAUUACAAAUCGCACUGGUUGCUCGAGAAACUUUAAAAGCUCUUAUAUAUCUCAGUAGUCUUCAAAGAAUACAUAGAGACGUUCGUAGCGAUAAUAUUUUAUUAAACGCUUGGGGUGAUAUUAAAAUUGCCGAUUUUGGUCAUUCUGUACAAUUGACUGAAAAAGAACCUCGUCGAAACUCGGUAAUUGGUACACCUUAUUGGAUGGCACCAGAAGUCAUAAAAAGCUUACCAUAUGAUGAUAAGGUGGAUGUUUGGAGUCUUGGUGUGUUAUUGAUGGAAAUGGCGGAAGGCAAUCCACCUUAUAUGGAUGAACAUCCUCCUUUGAAGGCAAUUACUUUGAUUGCUCAAAGUGGUGUACCUGGUUUAAAGAAUCCCGAAUGUUGGUCGGAUACAUUUAAAGAUUUUCUUUCACUUUGUACAGAAAUGGACUCCAAGAAACGAAAAUCGGCAGCGGAAAUGUUUGAGCAUCCGUUCUUAAAAAAUGUAUCACCAAUGAGUGAUUUUAAACAAAUGUUGGAAGAAUUUCGCCUGCAGGAAGAAGGUGAGGAAACAAAUGAGGAAACAAAUGAAGAAACGGAUGAAGAAACAUAUGAAGACACAAAUGAAGUUGUUGAAGAAGAUUCACAAGAAUAUCAAACAAUGAAUAGCAAACAAGUUAAUAAUCAAGAAUGCGAAAUGUCAAAUUUUGGAGAUUCAUUCAACCACACAGAAGAAGUUGAUGAAGUCGAUGAUGCAGAUUAUUAUGUUAAUAGCAUCACCAAUUAUUUACAAAACUCUAAUAUUUAA
Messenger RNA from Diversispora eburnea, 5997 nucleotides. NCBI's taxonomy places the organism in Eukaryota, Fungi, Glomeromycota, Glomeromycetes, Diversisporales, Diversisporaceae. The record is from the annotation of a GenBank genome assembly.